AUGAGUUUCUUUGGUCAAAAUUCGGGCGCAAAUAACAGCCAGAACACAGGAACAACGAACUCCACGCCUGCGGCAGGCAGUUUCUUUGGGCAACCACCAGCAGCUGGAGCAGGAGCAUCUGGAGGCAAUCUCUUCGGCGGUGGUGGUUCAGCCUUUGGUGCGAAGCCGGCAGGAGGAGGUCUCUUUGGCUCUAGCAACACCUCAAACUCUUCCGCUCCUAGUGGCGGCCUCUUUGGAGGCGGCUCCAGCAACCCAGCACCAGGAGGCGGAUUGUUCGGAUCGUCAACCACCACUAACACAUCCGCUCCCGGCGGCGGUAUCUUUGGCAACAACACCAACGCGUCCUCUACUGGAGCCCCCGCGGCAGGCUCGGCGGCCGGCUCGGCGGCCCCUCCUGGCGGGUUGUUCGGCGGGAGUGCAUUCGGCGGUGGUGCAUUUAACAGCGGCGCGCUUGGCGUGGUCCCUCCCUCAAGCACCACGAACGCACCAACAACAGGGACGAAUGCGGGGGCGACGGGCGGCAGCGCGUUUGGCGGCGGUGCGUUUGGCGGCGGCGCGUUCGGCUCGACUCCUGCCUCGAAUACGGCAAAUGCACCAGCAGCAGCGGGGAAUACGGGUGCGACGGGCGGACUCUUCGGUGGCGGCGCGCCGAGCGGUGGGCUUUUUGGUGCGAAGCCUGCUACGCCCGCUGCUGGGGCCGCGCCUCAGGCGGGCUCAUUGUUUGGCGGCGGUGCUGCGCCUGCUGCUGGCGGAGGCUUGUUUGGAGGCGGAGGGGCGACGAACACCACUGGCGCGGCCGGAGCGACGAAUACCAGUAGCAGUACGCCGUUCGGCGGGGCUCCGUCUGGGGGUCUGUUUGGCGCGAAACCCGCGGACCAAACCUCCUCGACACCGGCUACUGGGGGCGGACUCUUCGGUGGUCUGCCUCCCAAACCUGCAGACCCGCAAGGCACCACCGCUGCACCCAGCGCAGGCGCGGCGCCAGCUGCAGGUGCGGCUCCGGCAGCGCCCUCAGGUGGUCUGUUCAGCGGCGGACUUUUCGGAGCCAAGCCACCAACAUCGACCGCUACGCCUGCAGCUGGCGCGACUGGUACCGCUCCUGCUGCACCUACAUUGCCCGCCUUCAAUCUCGGGGGUAACAAGGAUACGUCCACAACUGCAGGCGCUACUAGCGGCGCAGCGCCGAGUCUGUUCGGGGCCAAGCCAGAAGAAAAGAAAGAUGGGGCAGCAGCACCUGCAGUUGCACCGUUCAACCUCUUUGGAGAUAAGAAGGCCGCUACGGCUCCGGCCACGGGCGCGACUGCACCGGCCGCUGACAAGCCCAAAGAUGGUGCCACAGCCACUGCACCGAACGCUUGUGCCCCGGGCGCGUCAGCAGCCCCCGGAGCUCCCACUAUCGCCGUCCCGCCUCCAUCGAUGUUGCGCGGUAAGACCAUCGAGGAGAUUGUGAACAGGUGGUCGAGCGAGCUGGAGACGCACGUCCGCGAGUUCACGAAGUUCGCGGGCGAGGUCGCUGUGUGGGACCGAGCGCUGAUCGAGAACGGGAACAACCUCGCCCGGUUGUACGCUACGGUUCUCGCGGCUGAGCGGGAACAGAACGACAUCGACCAGUCGCUCGACCACAUCGAGCAGCAGCAGAAGGACCUCGCCUCGACCCUCGACGCGUAUGAGAAGUCGACGGAGGAGAUCCUCGGCGGCCAGGGCAGCAGUCUCCGCGCGCUCGACACCGGCCCCGCCGACACCGAGCGUGACAAGAACUACAUGCUCGCAACAGAGCUGCACGGGCACCUCGACGACCUCUCCGGCUCGCUCAUGCAGAUGAUCGACUCCGUGAACGGGCUCUCUUUACCCGCGGGCGGCGCUCAGGGCGGGCAGGCGCAGGACGGCGGCGAGGACGCGAUCGGGCAGAUUGCGCAGAUCCUGAGCAGCCACCUCGAGAGCCUGCAGUGGAUCGACGGCGCGGUGCGCGAGCUGGACACGAAGGUGACGGACGUGGAAAAGCGCGUGCGGGCGUCCACGGAUGGGGGGCUGGGCGGGAGCACGAAGUCGCGCGGGUAUGGGCUGGGCCGAUGA
Molecule: messenger RNA, 2073 nt
Organism: Trametes versicolor FP-101664 SS1
Lineage: Eukaryota; Fungi; Basidiomycota; Agaricomycetes; Polyporales; Polyporaceae
Exons: 9
Coding region: 1-2073 (690 amino acids)
Biological process (GO): RNA export from nucleus; protein import into nucleus
Cellular component (GO): nuclear pore central transport channel; nuclear pore
Molecular function (GO): structural constituent of nuclear pore; phospholipid binding
Source: RefSeq, a predicted model, not a curated record